Molecule: messenger RNA, 780 nt
Organism: Hirsutella rhossiliensis
Lineage: Eukaryota; Fungi; Ascomycota; Sordariomycetes; Hypocreales; Ophiocordycipitaceae
Product: glutathione S-transferase family protein
Exons: 2
Coding region: 1-780 (259 amino acids)
Biological process (GO): glutathione metabolic process
Molecular function (GO): glutathione transferase activity
Source: RefSeq, a predicted model, not a curated record
AUGUCGUCCCAGGCCAAAGCCGGCGACGAUGCCCCCUACGAGCUCAUCUACUGGCCCGGGCUCCCCGGCCGCGGCGAGCUGGUCCGCGUCCUGUUCGAGGAGGCCGGCGUGCCCUACACGGACUCGGCCAAGGGCGCCAGAGACGACGCCGUGUCCGCCGUCUUGGGCUACAUCUCACCCGACAACGAGGGCGACGCCAACAACCCCCCCGUCUUUGCGCCCCCGAUCCUCAAGCACGGCAGCCUCGUGCUCCACCAGUCGUCCAAUAUCCUGCUCUACCUGGCCCCCCGGCUCGGCCUCGCGCCCGCCCCCGGCGACCCUGGCCUCCUGCACCUCAACCAGAUCGUCCUGACCAUCCUCGACGGCCUGGUCAGCGAGGUGCACGAGACGCACCACCCCGUCGCCGUCUCGGCCGUCUACGAGGACCAGAAGCCCGAGGCCAAGCGGCGCAGCAGGGCGUUUCGGGACGAGCGGCUGCCCAAGUAUCUCGGCUACCUGCAGCGGCUUCUCGACGCCAAGACGAGCGGCCAGGGCCCGUGGCUCUACCGGGACCAGCUCACGUAUGCCGACCUCGUGCUCUUCCAGUCCGUCGAUGGCACCCUGUACGCCUUUCCCAAAACCAUGGACAAGCUCAAGCGGUCUGGCAAGUACGCCGGCGUCUUCGAGCUCUACGACGCGGUCAAGCAGCGGCCCAAUAUCAAGGCGUACCUGGCGAGCGACCGGCGCGCUGCCUACUCGGGCGGCAUCUGGCGCUGCUAUCCGGAGCUGGAGGAGGACUAG